UCCAAUAUUUUUUCCAGAAUGUAGAGAGAGAAAGACAGGGAGAGAGAGACUGUGAUUAACAAAAGAUUAGAUUUUUGCAAACCCUAACCCUAAUUAGUGAGCUUUUAUUAAUUAAUUUAUUUGCUUUUGCCCUUUUAUUUGCUUUCUCUUGAGCUUUGAUAAAUGUCAUAUUCACCAGACAGAAAAUCUGGUAGCCCAAUAAAGUCACAAGUUCUGAAGAGGCCGAGGCCAUUGAGUCUCCCAGACCAAGCUCUCAAGUAUGUUAUCACGAAGAUGCAGCUUCAGAGCCACCACCACUACAGCUCCCUCUCUCCUUCAACUGCUUCACCUUCUCCUCACUCUGAGCCUGACCUCUCUUCUGGCUUCAAUUCCCUUACCCUAGACCCUCCCGGACCAGAUUCCACCUCCCUCUUAUCCGAUGAGCUUCUCCUCUCCGUCUUCGCCAAGCUCCCAAUUUCCCAGUACCUCCCCAACUCCCUUGUCUGCAAGCGCUGGCUGUACCUCCAUGGCCGCUUGGUGCAAUCUGUAAAGGUCUUUGAUUGGGGGUUUUUGGACUCGGGUCGGGUCUUCGCCCGGUUCCCCAACCUCACUGAGUUUGAUAUCGUCCAUGCUUGCAUUCGGUCUCCGCGGAAUUCGGGGAUUCUUGUGACGAGGAAGGCUUUGACUGUUCAUGUCGACUCGCUUUUCAGCCCAAAUGGGUUUAUUGAGGAAAGUGAUGUGUUGAAGAACAGUGUGGUGGAUGAUGGGCUCAGGUUGAUUGCCAGUUCGUACCCGAAUUUGCGCCGAAUUGCGGUCAUAGGUGCGAGUGAAAAUGGGUUGUUGAGGAUUGCUGAGGAUUGUCAAACACUGCAGGAAUUGGAGCUGCAUUGUUGUGGAGACUUGGCAUUGAAGGGAAUUAGUGCGUGUAGGAACUUGCAGAUUGUGAAAUUGAUUGCUUGCGUUGAUGGGUUUUACAAGGCAGUGAUUUCGGAUAUUGGGUUGACAAUUUUAGCUCAGGGGUGUAGGAGGUUAGUGAAGCUUGAGCUUUGUGGGUGUGAAGGGAGCUAUGAUGGGAUUAAGGCAAUUGGGCAGUGUUGCCAAAUGCUUGAGGAGUUGACUCUCAAUGAUCAUAGGAUGGAUGGUGGGUGGUUGGCUUCUCUGCCCUUUUGUGGGAAUUUGAAGACUUUGACGCUUCAGUCUUGCAAGGACAUUGAUUCGAGCCCCGGCCCUGAUGAGCACUUGGGAUUUUGUCCCACCAUUGAGGGGUUGCAUUUACGGCGGUGUCAAGUGAGGGAUAAGCAUGGUGUGAGAGCAUUGUUCUUGGUGUGUGAGGCUGUUAGGGAUAUUGUUCUGCAGGAUUGUUGGGGGUUGGUGGAUGAAGUAUUUGCAUUUGCGAGUAUUUGUAGGAGGGUGAAGCUGAUUUCUCUGCAAGGAUGCUCACUGCUGACGACAGGAGGUCUGGAGUCGGUGCUCCUUUGUUGGAAAGAGCUUCAAAGACUUAGAGUAGUAUCAUGUAACAAUAUAACAGACAGUGAAACAACUCCUGCCUUGGCAACCUUAUUUUCUGUUCUGAAAGAGUUGACAUGGCGACCAAAUACCAGAUCUCUCUUGUCAUCAAGUCUUGCUGGGACUGGAAUGGGACUGAAAGGUGGCAGGUUUUUCAAGAGCUUAAAGCCUUAACUUCUUGAUGGGAAUCUUGACUUCGGUUGAAUGAGCAUCAAAUCACUUGGCAGCAGUUCAGUGUUUGGAUCAACGCACAAAAUAGAUAAGUUGUAAUCAUCAUGUCUUAUUUAGAUGUCCAUCAUUAUGAUAACAGAGGAUGGUUUGCUUGCUCGCUUACAGCAAGACUGCCGAGAGGAGUUUGUCAUCAUUAAAAGACAUUCUAGUCCUCUCUCUCUGCCCACUUGUGUGUUGAUAACCUGGAUGUCCACAGCUCAGCAUCAAGUUGUCAUUGUGAUUUAAGCCUAGUCCUGUUUCUUUAAUGUUCAGCAAGGUUAGUCGUGCUAAUUUUGUCAUAUUAAGUAGCUGUACUAACUUGCUAGGAGUUAGAACAAGCAAAAACACGAGUACAGUUUUAUCCCCUCUUUCGACGUCAUUGAUAUGUAACGUGUUCUAGGAAUGAAGUUCUUUUUUCACAGAAUGUAAUGACAUAUUCUAGGAAUGAAGCUCAUUGUGGUUUCAUGCAA
This is a messenger RNA of Prunus mume (Japanese apricot), 2165 nucleotides long. RefSeq names its product F-box protein At5g51370-like. Gene Ontology annotation, cellular component: SCF ubiquitin ligase complex. Lineage: Eukaryota; Viridiplantae; Streptophyta; Magnoliopsida; Rosales; Rosaceae. Gene Ontology annotation, molecular function: protein binding. The record is from RefSeq and is a predicted model, not a curated record. Gene Ontology annotation, biological process: SCF-dependent proteasomal ubiquitin-dependent protein catabolic process.